This is a messenger RNA of Jaculus jaculus (lesser Egyptian jerboa), 1509 nucleotides long. RefSeq names its product fumarylacetoacetate hydrolase domain containing 1 (gene Fahd1). The transcript has a single exon. The record is from RefSeq and is a predicted model, not a curated record. Bases 206 to 871 code for a protein of 221 amino acids. Gene Ontology annotation, molecular function: acetylpyruvate hydrolase activity. NCBI's taxonomy places the organism in Eukaryota, Metazoa, Chordata, Mammalia, Rodentia, Dipodidae. Gene Ontology annotation, cellular component: mitochondrion.
UGCUGAGCCCGACCGGCCGGGGCUGCGGGGCGGGCGACAGAGCCAGGAGGCCGGAGAAGGAGGCGGUGUCUCCUCUGGCUUGCGGAGGCCAAGGGAGUUUGAGAAGCAGCUGCUAGUUGCAGAGGGAUAGCGUCCUGAGGCAGCACGUCCCCUCGGAGCCACCGUAAGCGCGGUUGCCGGCGGUCACGUGACGCAGAGUGGCACCAUGGCUGCCCCCAAGCCGCUGUCCCGCUUCUGGGAGUGGGGAAAAAACAUCGUGUGCGUGGGCAGGAACUAUGCAGACCACGUCAAGGAGAUGCGCAGCGCCGUGCCCAGCGAGCCAGUGCUCUUCCUGAAGCCGUCCACCGCGUACGCCCCCGAAGGCUCGCCCAUACUGGUGCCCGCUUAUUGCCACAACCUGCACCAUGAGCUGGAGCUGGGCGUGCUCAUGGGCCGGCGCGGCCGUGCGGUACCCGAGGCCGCGGCCAUGGACUACGUGGCCGGCUACGCUCUGUGCCUAGACAUGACCGCCAGGGACGUGCAGGAAGAGUGCAAGAAGAAGGGGCUGCCCUGGACCCUAGCCAAGAGCUUCACCGCCUCCUGCCCAGUCAGCGCCUUCGUGCCCAAAGAGAAGAUACCUGACCCUCACGCCCUGAGACUGUGGCUCAAGGUCAAUGGUGAGCUCAGACAGGAGGGCGAAACAUCCUCCAUGAUCUUUUCCAUUCCCCACAUCAUCAGCUACGUCUCCAAGAUAAUGACCUUGGAAGAAGGAGAUCUCAUCUUGACUGGGACACCCAAGGGAGUUGGGCCAGUUAAGGAAAACGAUGAAAUCGAAGCUGGCAUAGACGGGGUGGUCAGUAUGAAGUUUAAAGUGCAAAGGUCAGAAUGUUGACUGUACAGAGCGCCCUGUCCUACCAAGUGGCAGGAGCGAAGGGAGAGAGAAGAAAGUUUAUUAAGAUGCGGCAGUCUUUUAAUAGAAGCCCAUUCUAAAAAUGAUCUGAUUGGAUUGCCAGGCCUCAGUCAAGGACGUGGACCUUUCAAGAAAAACGAAAUCGGGAAAAGCUGGGCCAGAAGUGGAAAAAAAAACAAAGUAAAAGAUGUGUCGUGCUUUCCAACAAGAAAAUGUGCCUUCGUUUCCUUCCUUAAAACUGAACUAAAUAAGACUUUUCACUGAGUCAUUCUGAGGUCAGUAGCUCAAGAUUUAAGAACUGCAAAGGGAAGGGAAAGUCAAAUGCUGGUAGUGGUUCCCAAACUUCCUUGGAUUUGAUAGUCAUUUGGAGGCAUACCCUCUCAAUUAAUUGAUGGGACUAAUUCCAGGGAAGCUGCCUUUGUAAAACACUCCGUUUGCUCCUUACCAGAGAAAGAUGGCAAAACACUACCUCAAAUUCAGUUUAAAGCUUUGUUAUUUGAGCUAUUGGUGAAGGCCUUCCUUGGUUACUUUGGGUAUCUAUACUGGCCUGUGGAUGCUGACUUUUGGAGAUAAUUUUGAAAUUGUUAUCCAAAUAAACAUGCUGCUUUGUGUGACAUAAA